Molecule: messenger RNA, 2153 nt
Organism: Impatiens glandulifera
Lineage: Eukaryota; Viridiplantae; Streptophyta; Magnoliopsida; Ericales; Balsaminaceae
Product: two-component response regulator-like APRR2
Exons: 12
Coding region: 207-1799 (530 amino acids)
Biological process (GO): phosphorelay signal transduction system; positive regulation of DNA-templated transcription
Cellular component (GO): nucleus
Molecular function (GO): transcription cis-regulatory region binding; DNA-binding transcription factor activity
Source: RefSeq, a predicted model, not a curated record
GACUUGUCUCUUUAAGUCCUCACCCCUCUUUUUGUAAUUUCACUUUCUUCUUCUUCUUCUUUGUUCAUUUUGAGAUAGAUGAAUCAUAAAGUGCAGAUAGCUAUUACUCAACUCCAUUUCCACAGACUACUAGAUUAGACGAUGGUGAGAAGUGAGAACAAUCAAAGAAACCGAUACUUGUUCUGAGAAAGGAUGCAAAACGAGCUAUGGUUUACACUGCUAAUGAUCUACUUAAUUGGAAAGAUUUCCCCAAAGGUCUCAGGGUUCUCCUCCUCCUCGAUCAAGAAGAAGAAGAAGAAAAUACGGAUUCCACUUCUCAAAUAAGAUCCAAGCUCGAGGAAAUGGAUUACAUUGUUACCACUUUCUUCAAUGAAGACGAAGCUUUCUCAGCAAUUUCUAACCAGACGGAGAUCUUCCACGUUGCUAUUGUUGAGGUUACCGUUGGUAAUAGCCAUGGAAGACUCAAGUUUCUUGAGGUUGCUAAAGACUUGCCUACCAUAAUGACUUCAAGUUCGCAUUGCCUGAACACGAUGAUGAAAUGCAUAGCGCUUGGAGCGGUUGAGUUUCUUCAAAAACCACUUUCAGAGGAUAAAUUAAGAAACAUAUGGCAGCAUGUAGCUCAUAAGGCGUUUAAUGCAGGAAAAGAAGAAACCACCCCUGAAUCCGAAGCUGUACUUCAUCUCCGGUUAGUGGAGGAGGACUCCGAUCAAACUACCCAAUUAGAACCAACUCCUUCAACCACUGCCAAGGAGGAUAAGUACCCGGCUCCAUCCACUCCUCAGCUAAAACAAACCGGGCGAUUUCUCGACGAUGGAGACUAUCAUGAUCAAACUCACGAGAAAGAAGGAGACGGCGAAUCCAAAUCUGUCGACACCACCAUGACCGAAACAGAACCAGAAACAGAACAUAAAACAACAACAGACAAUGAUACUCUCAAAGAAGAGGGUGAACCGCCAGAUGAGUUAGGAGGGGACCAAGAAGCGGAUAAGAUAUCUGCUCUUUGUCCGCCGCCUCCUCCUCGUAGUAACAAAUUGAGCAAGAAGAAAACAAAGAUUGAUUGGACGUCGGACCUGCACAAGAAGUUCGUGAAGGCGGUAGAGCAGCUUGGCGUGGAUCAAGCCAUUCCUUCUCGAAUACUCGAACUUAUGAGAGUCGAAGGAUUGACUAGACAUAACAUUGCUAGUCAUCUCCAGAAAUACAGAAUGCAUAGAAGACAUAUUCUACCAAAGGAUGACAUUAAUACUCGAAAGUGGCAUCAUCAUCCUAAUCAUCACAAUAUUAAAGAUCCAUCCUCGUCUUUUCAAAGAAAUCACCAAUCGGUUAAGCCAGUCGUCGCGUACCCUUUGUAUCACCCACAUUCAAUUUAUCAUCAUCCAAAUUGGGCGAGUCCCAAUGGUUAUUCAACUAAUACCGCCGCCCCUAUGUGGGGUUCGCCGGCUGGUUACUAUCCUCCUCCCUGGCAGCACCAGCCCACACCGUACCCUGGGGUUCAUGCGGAUGCAUGGGGUUGUCCAAUUGGGCCAACAUCUCACGGGCAAUAUCCUGUUGUCCCUCAAAUCGGAAUGGGUUUUCGAAGUAAUAAUGCGAUGAAUGGAUGCUACAUUGUUCCUAAGAAAGUAGCAGACUUCUUUCCGACAGAUGAGAUUAUUGAUCAAGUUAUGGAAGAAGCAAUAAACAAGCCAUGGCUGCCUCUUCCCAUAGGCUUAAACCCUCCUUCAACAGAAAGCGUUCUAAUGGAGCUCUCAAAGCAAGGUAUCUCCGGCGUCGCUCCGCCGCACCAUAUCAAGCGCCGCCGCUGAAUUCCGGCCACCGGCAAAGGGCGGGCAUUAUCGGCACGGCAAGAUCUGACUUUGUUCGUUCGUACAACGUAAAGUUUCUCUGAAAGAGUCAGAGAUUUUCCAUGAUAGAGAAUCGGCCACGUGUGUGUGAUUUUCUCUCUCUUUGUCUUUACUGAAAAUGAUAAGACGUUUUGGUCGUAAAUACUUUCUCUCUCUCUCCUUAUCUUUUUGCUGGUGCCUUAUCUUAGUAUAAGUGGGGCCCCCUCCCUCUCUCUCUCUCACCUAUUUUUGGUGAAACAUUUAAUAAAGCAAAUUAUAAUUUCAUUUCAAAUUGUCAAUUUUAUUAUGAUAGUUUUCACUAUUUAUUUUUGGAUC